CGGCCUCGCGGGUGGAGUACUUCGCGACCCCUGCGCGACCCGGCGACCCCGGCUGCUUCGGCCACCAUGCCGCGCUCUUUUCUCGUCAGGAAGUCCGCCUGCUCCCGCCGGAGGCCCAACUACAGCGAGCUGCACGACUCUUCUCCAGAGUUUACCUUCCAGCAGCCCUACGACCAGGCCCACCUGCUGGCGGCCAUCCCACCUCCCGAGGUCCUCAACCCCACGGCCUCUCUGCCCACGCUCAUCUGGGACUCUCUCCUGGCACCCCAAGCCCAGCCCAUCGGCUGGGCCUCCCUUCUGCCCCAGGAGGUCCCCAAGGCCGUGGAGCUGACCUCCCUGUCGGACGAGGACAGUGGGAAAGGCUCCCAGCCCCCCAGCCCCCCCUCACCGGCUCCUUCGUCCUUCUCUUCCACCUCAGCCUCUUCCUUGGAGGCCGAGGGAUAUGCUGCCUUCCCAGGCUUGGGCCAGUUGCCCACGCAGCUGGCCGGGCUCUCCGUGGCCAAGGACUCCCAGACUCGAAAGGCCUUCAACUGCAAGUACUGCAACAAGGAAUACCUCAGCCUGGGUGCCCUCAAGAUGCACAUCCGAAGCCACACGCUGCCCUGCGUCUGUGGCACCUGCGGGAAGGCCUUCUCCAGGCCCUGGCUGCUGCAGGGCCACGUCCGGACCCACACCGGUGAAAAGCCCUUUUCCUGCUCCCACUGCAGCCGUGCCUUUGCUGACCGCUCCAACCUUCGGGCCCACCUACAGACCCACUCAGAUGUCAAGAAGUAUCAGUGCAAGACAUGCUCCCGAACCUUCUCCCGCAUGUCCCUGCUGCACAAACACCAAGAGUCAGGCUGCUCAGGGGGCCCCCGCUGACCCUCAAGGCUUCUUCUGCCUCUCCAGACCCCCCCCUCCACUGCAGCCUCCCCAACUCCAGAAGGAAGGUGCCCCCAUCCUUCUCACUGCCACGGAAUUCCCUUCUGAGCUCCCC
Neomonachus schauinslandi (Hawaiian monk seal) is the source of this 976-nucleotide messenger RNA. RefSeq names its product snail family transcriptional repressor 1 (gene SNAI1). Bases 67 to 861 code for a protein of 264 amino acids. Gene Ontology annotation, molecular function: DNA-binding transcription factor activity, RNA polymerase II-specific; RNA polymerase II cis-regulatory region sequence-specific DNA binding. The record is from RefSeq and is a predicted model, not a curated record. NCBI's taxonomy places the organism in Eukaryota, Metazoa, Chordata, Mammalia, Carnivora, Phocidae. Gene Ontology annotation, biological process: regulation of DNA-templated transcription. The transcript has 3 exons.